AUGACGCUCUUCGACAGCUUUUCCGGGAUGCUGCUUUUCAAUCUUGUCGUUUCUGGAGCGAAGAUCGCCGGAGUCUUCAUCCUACGGGUGUUCAUCUGGGCGAAUGAUUUGCACUUUGUGGACCCGGUGACCUGCGCCACCUUCGCGGCGAGCUACGGCCUGGAGGAAAGCGAUUGGUUUUCUGAUGGCCUCAGCCCCCAUUCUGAAAGCGCUUCGGCACCCCGCAGCCUCGCAAGCCGAAAUCUUUCCCCAGAGGAAAGAGCUUGGUUGUCCAAGCCUAGGGGCACGGCACUUCACAAAGCCGUAGCCCGCGGCCUCGCAGAGCAUGCGGCAGCCCUCCUCAGCGCCGGCGCAGACAAGGAGGCACUGGACAGCCGUGGCAAGACACCCCUUCAUCUGGCUGCCGCGCAUGGACGCACAGAUGUGGCGAAGGUUCUCGUGGACAUGGGAGCCAAGAAGGACGAGAAGGACAACGAGGGCAAGACACCCCUUCAUCUGGCUGCCGCGCAUGGACGCACAGAUGUGGCGAAGGUUCUCGUGGACAUGGGAGCCAAGAAGGACGAGAAGGACAACGAGGGCAAGACGCCCCUUCAUGGGGCUGCCAAUCGUGGACACGCAGAUGUGGCGAAGCUUCUCGUGGACAUGGGAGCCGAUAAGGCGAUUUUGGGCGAAGCGCUUAUACACCCCUCAAGCCUUGCAACCUUGAGGAUCCUCUCGUGGUGGACGCCCCUUCAUGCGGCUGCCGCGGUUGGACGCACAGAUGUAGCGAAGCUCCUCAUGGACAUGGGGUGGACGCCCCUUCAUGUGGCUGCCAGUAAUGGACACGCAGAUGUGGCGAAGCUCCUCAUGGACAUGGGAGCCAAGAAGGCUUUGUGGGGAGGGCGGUUUUUGCACGGGGCCAGGACGCGAAGGACAACGAGGGGUGGACGCCCCUUCAUGUGGCUGCCAGUAAUGGACACGCAGAUGUGGCGAAGCUCCUCAUGGACAUGGGAGCCAAGAAGGACGCGAAGGACAACGAGGGCAAGACACCCCUUCAUGGGGCUGCCCAUCGUGGACACGCAGAUGUGGCGAAGGUUCUCGUGGACAUGGGAGCCGAUAAGGACGCGAAGGACAACCAUGGGUGGACGCCCCUUCAUCUGGUUACCGAAGAAGGACAUGCAGAUGUGGCGAAGGUUCUCGUGGACAUGGGAGCCGAUAAGGACGCGAAGGACAACCAUGGCCGGGAGCUCGGGAUUCGUUGAGCAUCAGUGCGGGGAGUUUGCCAGUUCCGGGGAGUUGCUAGAGUACCGAGCUUGCGGGGCAUGCGAGACGCCCCUUCAUUGGGCUGCCAGAACUUGCGAGACGGAUAUGCUGAAGCUCCUGGUGAACAUGGGAGCCAAGAAGGACGCGAAGGACAACGAGGGCAGAACGGCCCGUGAUCUGGCUGAAGAAAAUGGAGACAGAGAUGUAGCGGAGCUUCUAUAG
This is a messenger RNA of Symbiodinium natans, 1464 nucleotides long. Lineage: Eukaryota; Dinophyceae; Suessiales; Symbiodiniaceae. The record is from the annotation of a GenBank genome assembly.